GCAAUGUUGUUGGACACAUCUUUGUAACGAUCCCGUAAUUUAUUCGUUUUUUUCAAUUUUGCUAACGUUUGAAUUUGCUGCCACGUGAAUGGCGCUUAUACAUAGGCCCAUGCUCUUGCUCGCGCCUCUCUGGCCACUCAUCUCUUUUUCCAGUAAAGAGAUAUAAUAUUUGCUCCAAGCCCUCAUCCUCGUGCCUGUUAGUAUCGCACUAGCAGCCAAAGCGGGGAAAUCGAGUGAAAUUCCAGCCGCAACUGCGGACUUUAAAAUCACGAUAGAAGCUAAACUUUCACGACUCCAAAUCAUUCAACUCUAAAAUGGCCAAUCCAAUAAAUGUUGUUGUUACUGGAGCAGCUGGGCAAAUUGCCUAUUCACUGCUUUACCAGUUGGCCUCAGGGAGCGUGUUUGGUUCUGAGCAAUCAAUUAACUUGAGAUUACUUGACAUUGCGCCCAUGAUGGGAGUUCUAAAAGGAGUGAUAAUGGAGUUGGAAGACCUUGCUCUUCCUAUCGUUAAAGAUAUUUUGCCGACGGAUGACCCAAAUUUGGCAUUCAAAGAUGCGGAUGCUGUAUUUUUAGUUGGAGCAAUGCCCCGAAAACAAGGAAUGGAAAGAAAAGAUCUUCUCGCCGCUAAUAUUAAAAUUUUUAAGGUCCAAGGGGAAGCAUUAGAUAAAUAUGCGCGAAAAGAUGUUAAGGUUUUAGUCGUUGGCAAUCCAGCAAACACAAAUGCUUUGAUCUGUUCACGUUACGCUCCUUCCAUACCAAAGCAAAACUUUACAGCUAUGACAAGGCUGGAUCAAAAUAGAGCCAAGGCUGCUUUAGCCACGAAAAUAGGAGUUGGGGUGGAAAAAGUACAAAACGUAAUAAUUUGGGGCAAUCACAGUUCAACUCAGUAUCCAGAUGCAGCUCACGCCACAGUAGAAGUAAAUGGUGUCACUCAGCCGGUUUCUAAAAUUGUAAAUGAUGAUAAAUGGUUGAGCGAAGAUUUUGUUGAAACAAUUCAAAAACGAGGAGCCGCAGUAAUUGCAGCGAGAACCAUGUCAUCAGCUAUGUCAGCUGCUAAAGCUGCCGCGGAUCAUAUGCGUGAUUGGUGGUUCGGUACAAAACCUAAUGAAGUUGUAAGCAUGGGAGUUGUGUCGGAUGGAAGUUACGGGAUUCCAAAAGACAUUAUUUUUUCUUUCCCAGUGACUAUCAAAAACAAGCAAUAUGCAAUUGUACAGGGACUAGAUAUUAAUAGUUUUGCUAGGUCAAAAUUAGACAUAACUGCCAAAGAAUUAGAAGAAGAGCGAACUGAAGCGUCUUCUGUACUACAGUGACUAGAUGACGGUAAAAUACAAAAUACUUUGGAAGAGGCAAUAUCCAAAUUGUAAUGAAUGUUUUUAGCAUUAUUGCUACUACGUACUGAAAUAGAUGAUCGAUGGUAAUUAUUUUUUGAUGUGCCGAGAUAUCACAUAUUAAAAAAAAUUGUUCUAGCCCAAGUACAUGGUAACUCAUAAUAUGAUGUAUACAUGUAAGUUAUGAAUGUUGUAGAAAUGUUGACAAUAAAAAUUUGUGACUCGAUGUA
Copidosoma floridanum is the source of this 1558-nucleotide messenger RNA. It is a transcript of the gene Mdh1, whose product is annotated as malate dehydrogenase 1. NCBI's taxonomy places the organism in Eukaryota, Metazoa, Arthropoda, Insecta, Hymenoptera, Encyrtidae. Gene Ontology annotation, molecular function: L-malate dehydrogenase (NAD+) activity. The record is from RefSeq and is a predicted model, not a curated record. Gene Ontology annotation, biological process: malate metabolic process.